CAUAACAUAAAACCAUUAAAGAAAACAUGUGUCCCUCCUUUAAUAAGAAGCACAUUGUGACAAACAGAGCAUUCUCUCUCUCUCACACUCUCCUCUGUCUCGCUACCUCUGUCUCUUUCUCGAGCACUCACUGUUUUAUUUACCAGAAAUUGUGUUGUAUCAUUACAUGCAUGCAUAAAAUGAUGGUGGUGGAGAAAGAAAGAAGCAUAGAAGAAAGGCUUUUGCAGCUCAAGAACCAAAACGACGAUUCAGAAUGUCGUAUUACUGCUUGUGUUAUCCUUAGUACUUUCAUCGCUGUGUGUGGUUCUUUCUCCUUUGGUGUCUCUCUUGGUUAUACUUCAGGUGCAGAGAUAGGAAUUAUGAAGGACUUGGAUCUUUCUAUCGCGCAAUUUUCAGCAUUUGCUUCAUUAUCCACUUUGGGAGCUGCAAUUGGAGCUUUGUUUAGCGGUAAAAUGGCGAUCAUCCUUGGCAGAAGAAAAGUACUUUAAUUACAUUUUCACUCUUUCAUAUUCUUAAGUAUGGUUUGAUAAUCAAAUUUUACCUUUUCUGACUAAAAUUUUUCGUAUAUAUGUUUUUGUAUAUUUUCGUAUCUGUUUGCUACUAAUGACAAUAUUGCUUUUCACGAAUUAAAGACAAUGUGGGUGUCCGAUCUCCUCUGUAUCAUUGGUUGGUUCUCCAUCGCUUUCGCUAAGGAUGUGAUGUGGUUGAACUUCGGAAGAAUCUCCUCAGGGAUAGGACUCGGCUUAAUUAGCUAUGUGGUACCUGUCUAUAUAGCAGAAAUUUCACCAAAACAUGUUCGUGGUACAUUUACCUUUACAAAUCAGCUCCUUCAAAACUCUGGACUCGCAAUGGUUUAUUUUUCUGGGAAUUUUCUCAACUGGAGGAUAUUGGCUUUAUUAGGUGCUUUACCAUGCUUCAUUCAAGUAAUCGGUUUAUUCUUCGUACCAGAGUCCCCAAGAUGGCUGGCAAAAGUUGGCUCCGAUAAAGAACUAGAAAAUUCACUUCUUCGUCUUAGGGGGGGAAAUGCUGAUAUUUCACGUGAAGCCUCAGACAUUGAAGUUAUGACCAAAAUGGUAGAAAAUGAUUCAAAGUCGAGUUUUUGUGAUUUGUUCCAGAGAAAAUAUAGAUACACUCUCGUGGUAGGAAUCGGGCUAAUGUUGAUACAACAAUUUUCAGGAAGUUCUGCAGUGCUCUCAUAUGCCAGUACCAUUUUACGGAAAGCAGGUUUUUCGGUGACCAUUGGAUCGACGCUACUAGGUCUCUUCAUGAUACCAAAAGCCAUGAUUGGUGUCAUUCUUGUCGAUAAAUGGGGCAGACGGCCUCUCUUGUUGACUUCUGUAUCUGGGAUGUGCAUAACUUCCAUGCUUAUUGGAGUCGCCUUCACAUUACAGAAAAUGCAAUUGCUACCGGAGCUAACACCAGUAUUCACGUUUAUAUGCGUUACGCUGUAUAUUGGAACUUAUGCUAUAGGCUUGGGAGGCCUUCCUUGGGUAAUUAUGUCUGAGAUAUUUCCAAUGAAUAUAAAAGUAACUGCAGGAAGUAUAGUAACGUUAGUAUCAUGGUCAAGUAGUUCGAUCGUCACUUAUGCUUUCAACUUUCUGCUCGAGUGGAGCACUCAAGGAACAUUUUACGUAUUUGGAGCAGUCGGAGGACUAGCAUUGCUUUUUAUUUGGUUGCUCGUUCCGGAAACGAAAGGAUUAUCACUUGAAGAAAUACAAGCUUCGCUUAUUCGUGAGCCCGAUAGAAUAAAUCAAAGUUAGAUUGAAACGUUUAAGUUUUAUUUUAAUAGAUAAAUAAUUAAAAUCAAUUUAUGAUACUGUGCUAAGAAAGUAAUUUUUUUUUUCAUUAUGUAAUCACUAUUUAAUUUUUCUAAUACUUAGAAUUUUUUAUGUAUAUUUCCGCGAUGUAAAACAAGGCCUAUGUUCAUUUGUAUUUUAUCCCUAUGAUUGCAAAUGUAAAAUGUUUUUGUCCUCAUCGUUCACUAAUAAAAAGGUUAAG
Messenger RNA from Arabidopsis thaliana (thale cress), 1998 nucleotides. RefSeq names its product Major facilitator superfamily protein (gene SFP2). The transcript has 17 exons. Gene Ontology annotation, biological process: carbohydrate transmembrane transport; carbohydrate transport; transmembrane transport. Lineage: Eukaryota; Viridiplantae; Streptophyta; Magnoliopsida; Brassicales; Brassicaceae. The record is from RefSeq and is marked reviewed. Gene Ontology annotation, cellular component: membrane. Gene Ontology annotation, molecular function: sugar transmembrane transporter activity; transmembrane transporter activity. The coding region runs from base 636 to 1760 and encodes 374 amino acids.